AUGGCGAAUGUGACUGCUCUCCCUCGGCAGGAAGAGGGGCUCUCCGGGGAGUCUGAAGGGGCACCUGCUGCUGUAGCGACAGCUGGAACCAGCGUCCUCUCCAACACCUCCUACGCUAACAGCAGCAACAGGAAACGCUUCGCAUACAGCCGAAAGGAGCUGAUGCAAGGAGUCGGAGAGGCCUUUCUCACCGGAGCUGUACCUGACGAACUCUUCGUAAGGCUUCUACUAGGGUUGUCAACUGAUGACGAGACAGCAUCUAACGAUCCAGAGUAUGCAGUGUCGCUGGGGCUGCAUGCGUUUAGUCCAGACGAAGCAGCACUGCUGCAGCACGACUUGAACAUCCUUUCGGCAUCCCUGCAGCACAACAAGGACCAACAGCAGCAUCAAGCCAGAGGCGGCGCAGCGUCUACUGCAGCAGCAACAGCAGAGUUCGAAGAGCUUUCCGAUCUUGCCCACGUGCAGCAACUUGUCGCAGAGUACUGCAUGCAGUACAGCGCUCUAUACUCGCCAGGUCUCGCCUUAAUGGCCGCUGUCGUCUGUCGCCUUCCUGUGGCAGGGGGAGGCUUCGCCACUCAGCGCCGCUGUGCAGUGCUGCACGCGGUGUCUGUACACCUGGCGUCCCCUGCUCUGGUGCUGCUGCUUAGCGUCAAGGAGGAUGUCGCCAGUUCUAGAAACGGCGUAAAUGUGCCUGCUGCGUCCAGCGCCAUCAUUCCCAAGCAGCAAGACGCAGGCGAAUAUCCCCCCGUUUCGAGAGCCUUCGCCGCUGCGCUGCAACCUCCUACAUUCACGCCAUCUGAAACAUCCUGGCCGCAUGCACCGACGCCACAUGCAGCCGUGGGGGCGGCUUCGCGACGUUCUUCCUGCAGCAGCAGAAGUGAUGAGUUGGAGGAAGUGCAGCUAGACGAUGUUGUGCCGUCACCAGCGGCAGCCAUGCCUUCUGGAGCCUUUGUGCAAUCCGGCGGAGCUGGAGCAACAGCAGCAACAGCAGCAGCCUCCCAGCGGGGCAGUGCUGCAUUUUCUUCCGUCUCAGUGGUUGCAGCGCUGCAGAUCGAUGAGGAGCAGGUGCAGCAGCUCGAGCUGCAGCGGCUGCAACACAGGGAGGAAGCAGACAGCGCCUUGACUGCCGUUUUGUCUUACCACCUUCCUGCUGUCGCGCAGCAGCUGCAGCGGCUAAAAGUCGCUCUCCUCCCCCUUAUAGGCCCCUGGCUUGGAACGGCCUUUGCAGCUCGCGCAUUCUCGCUGCCUCAGGAGGAGGUGCCCACUCCCGCUGCUGCUGCUGUUGCUGCUGCUGCUGUUGCUGCUGCUGCUCCUCAAGGUGUCGCGGAGAAGCUGGAGACAAGGCUGCAGUGUCUCGAUACACUCUGGCGCUUCCUUGCUCUCACGAAGGAACCACAUGCAAUGCUGAUGUUGGGGACUGCUGUGCUCGUAGCGAGUGGACGAGCCUUGCGCUGCUGUGCUGCUGCCGCUUCGGCACGAACGGGGGGGGGGCAGGGGAGUCACUCUGUGGUAGUCGAGUUGCAUCGCGCAUCGGGAGAAGGCGAUGCAGCGGCGCGUGCGUGGUGGCUGCAAGCUUCGUUGCUUGGUCUUAGAACACCUCGCUGCCUUCUCACUCAUGCGCUGCAAUCCUCGAGAGACUCCCGAGACGAGACGGAGUUUGUGCUGUUGGACUGUCGUACUUUCGAUGCCGUUCACGAGCAUCAGAACCGCCGUAUCCGCAGUGCCUUGCCGGUUAGUGGCGAUCUGCUGCUGUCGUGUAGUCGAAAGCAGCAGCAGCAGCAAGACGACAAGGAGGCGCAAGAGCUGGACGGGCUUUUGCUGUGCUGUGAAAUCGCGAGGGGAAAGGCCAUCUGCCUGAUGGGAAGCGCAAAAGAUCCCAGCAGCAGCAGCAGUGCGACGCGCGAAGAGGCACAGGCUGUCGUGACAGCAGCAACAGCAGCAGCAGCAGACAGCAGCGGCAGUUCCGUCAAGAGGCAUGCGGAGAGUGAAGGGGCAGCAACACAGGAAGAUCCAGUGGCUGUUCUUUCCGCUUUGUUACUGCAACAGCAUUUUCCGCUUGUUGGCAUCCUCGGGGGAGGCUGGGAAGCCUGCGCGUGCUGCGUGAGAAAAGAAAAGGAACUAUUUAGUAUUGAAAGACGUCUUCCUAUAAUAUAUAAUAAGCCUCUUUUGAGCUGCUCUGCCGUCUGGCGCUUUUUUCUCUGCGGCUGUGGCUGUGCAGCAUUUUGCAAGGUUCUCCAGGAGGAGCAGCUCUCCUCAUAUCUCCUGCUCGAGGAGUCGAAUGGACGAAAUUCAAAAGCAGGGAGUGCUGCAGCCGCUGCGUUUCAGAGUUGGGCAGCUCGAGCAAAAGCUACUGCUGCUCGGCUUGUGGCACAUUCUGCUGGGCCUAGGCAGCAACUAGGAAAUACGCUGCAAGCAGCGCUUCAGGCUACCAAGGGGGUGUCUCGAGAUGUGGGGAGCAGUCUCCGGGGUGUCUUUAAUUCUGCUGCGGCAGCAGCAACGGGGGGGCCUACUGGGAAGGUUCCGCCACCUGAGUUGGACGCUGAGGGGAAGCUGAUCGAGCAGCAGCAGCAGCAGCAGCAGCAGCAGCAGCAGCAGCAGCAGCAGCAGCAGCAGCAGCAGGAUCGUGAUGACAGUUCACGGGGGCAGUAUGCGCAAUCGUCCGGUUCAAUGGCGAACAGCAUGGCAAACGCUGCGAGUCUUUUUUCUGCUCUCCUUCACAGACGGUCUUCAGGGAUGAAUGCAGACUCAGUAGUUGGGGAGAAAGACGUUUCUGCAGCGGACAGCUGCGGAAAUGCAGAAGCUUCCGCCGCUGGUGCUGCUCCUGCAACAGCAAGUGAUAGUAGUCCUAAUGCUGCUGCUGCUAUAGCAGCAGCAGCAGGUGGGGGUAGUGGUAGUAGCAUUACCGGGGGUGGGGUUGCUGGUGUUGCUGAAGGAGCAGGCGCUGCGGUGGAUUCGAGUGUUGCGCCUUCUCGAUCUUCUUUUCAGCGGGGAGACGUAUUUUAUAAAAAUCACCCCGAAAUUUCCCGCAGCGAGACUUUGCAGUCUCUCCUCGCGGAAAAGCUGCAGCAAGCACGACGAUCCUCCUCCUUGAAGAUCGCAUCUCUCAGCAGUUCUUUGAAGGGCCUCUCCCUCCGUCCUGGGGUGUCUAAACAGCAGGAGGAAGACGGCACACGAAACGGAGGCAUUGCCGCUGCUCCCGAGCACCUGCAGCAGCAGCAAAUGCAGCAAGACAGGCCGAUCACGCCAGCAGCAGCCGCAAUGAUGUCUAUGGAAACGGCAGCCACCCAGCAGCAGCUGCACCGGGAAGGGCUCGAGGAGCAGGACAGAAGUGCUGUCGAUGUAUGCGGCUUUUCGCAUGAGCAGCAACGUUUCAGCAAGGCUGUGUUCGCCAUUGAGGAUAGCGAUCAAGAAGACUCUCCAAAGAUAACAGACAGCCUAGUACUGCCGCAGUUCGAGCGGCUCGCUCCAGAUGCAGCGGGGGGUGACAUGCUGGCCGUUCUUCAGCGCUAUCAGGCCUUCAUAGAAGAGGUGCAGAGUCUGGAGAAGGGCUCUAAGGCCGAUCUUUGUGAAAUUCAGCGCAACAUCGGAGAUGUGCAGGUCUAUGAAGCCUUGAAAAUUAGACGAGGCGGGCGCAAUCGUUGGAGUUUGUUGUCGCUGAGCGACCAGUGGGGUGGCCGCUAUUGUGUGAGGUGGUUUGUCUUGACACUCCACCAGUUGCUCGUAGUCUGUCCUGGUGAAGACAGAAGAGUGUCUAUGACAAACGGCGCUUCGCCAGUGGGGGAGGGCAGCCCGUCAAGCGAUCUUUUGAAAGAUGGGGGGCAGGGAGGGGUCAACUUCGCUACUUUGACUGGCAUCAUUGCUGUUGGUAGCGAAGGAGGUUCGAAUGAGAGCCUCAAUGUGACAGUUAAAAGCAACCAUCGACUUAACGCCGUGCAGCGCGCCACCUAUAACCCGCAGGAUGCUGAGUCAUUAUGUCUUCGCUACAAGAAUGGAAAAGCAAACAGCUACAAAGUUCUUGCGAGGGAUGCCUUUAUCGAGGCCAUUAGAACCAGACUUGCGGCGCUUAACCUCGGUUAG
Messenger RNA from Cyclospora cayetanensis, 4077 nucleotides. RefSeq lists its product as uncharacterized. The transcript has 14 exons. The record is from RefSeq and is a predicted model, not a curated record. Lineage: Eukaryota; Apicomplexa; Conoidasida; Eucoccidiorida; Eimeriidae. Bases 1 to 4077 code for a protein of 1358 amino acids.